GUCAUUCUUAUUUUCACCGAACGUUACAUGUGUUUGUAACAAUCUAACCAAGUGACACUCGAUUUGUGGUUACGAGAUAACAUGAGUAAAAUAAAGUGCAUUCUCUUGGCAUUCAUUAUCGGAUAUCUAAGCACAUGCGAAUCCCUGAAAAUUGCUGUGAUUGGUGCGGGUCCAUCGGGUAUUGUCAGUGCAAAGAGAGCUCUCGAUCAAAAGCACAAUGUAACGAUUUUUGAAAAAACUGGCACACUCGGCGGUGUAUGGUACUAUACAGAAGAAACUGACAAGGAUGAAUAUGGUGUUGAAAUUCAUAGUCCAACAUAUCGCGAUCUCAAGACAAAUAUACACGCGCAAUACAUGGCCUUCGAUGACUAUAAACAUCCAAAUGGAACACGUCCAUUUCUAUCACAUAAACUUGUAUUUAAAUAUCUGAAUUCAUAUGCCGACAAGUUUCAUGUAAGGGAACUCAUUCGCUUUCAUCAUUUGGUCGACAAGGUUGUUUUGAUGAAGUGCGGCAAAUGGCAUGUGACUGUUUUGAGAAAGAAUUUACCUAAAAAGAAACAAAAAGAGACUCAUGAAUUUGACGCUGUUCUCGUUUGCUCUGGCAUAAACUUUGAAAAACGAAUUCCAAAAAUUGACGGCGCCAGUAAAUUCAAGGGAAAAAUCAUGCACAGUCGAGCGUAUCGCAAACCUGAAACAUUCGUCGGUGAGGAUGUCCUGGUGAUAGGAAGAGGACCUUCAAGCCAUGACAUUGCAAGACAACUUUACGACGCCGAUGUUCGAGUUGUACAAAGCUCAUACAAACCCGUUUCUGCUCUGAAAAAACAAAUGGAAGCGAUGACAAUCGAUGAACCAAAUGAUUUUCAUGGUGAAUGCCAAACUGUAGACAGCAACCUUUCCUCAGAAUCUAGCAAUGUAAAACGCUUCAAAGAUGAAAAUCGAGUUGAAUUUGAAGACGGAACGUGUCAAAAAAUUUCCGUGGUUAUUUAUGCAACAGGCUAUAAAUAUUCGUAUCCAUUUUUGGAUGCAAGCGCUGGCAUUCAUGUCAAAGAUAAUUUCGUUGAACCAUUGUACAUGCACGUUUUGAACGUAGAACAUCCGACAAUGGCAUUCAUUGGCGUAGCUCAUGGUGGAUUACAUUUUCCAAUGUAUGAUUUGCAG
This is a messenger RNA of Contarinia nasturtii (swede midge), 1158 nucleotides long. Its product is annotated as dimethylaniline monooxygenase [N-oxide-forming] 3-like. The annotation marks the transcript as partial. The record is from RefSeq and is a predicted model, not a curated record. Gene Ontology annotation, molecular function: flavin adenine dinucleotide binding; NADP binding; N,N-dimethylaniline monooxygenase activity. Lineage: Eukaryota; Metazoa; Arthropoda; Insecta; Diptera; Cecidomyiidae. The transcript is spliced from 6 exons.